UUAACUAAAUUUCACCAUUAAAAUUGUUGAUUGAUUUGUUUUCCAGGGCAUAUUUAUGCAACUACUGCCUUGCUAGUUGUUGUAGUGCUCUGAAGAACUUCACUGGGUGUUUUCAAGUAAAUGAGGACCGUUGAAGUGGAUUCGUGACUGUGAAUUAGGUUAACUUUGUGCAGUGGUUGAGUAAAAGCAUAAUGAGUUCUCGGCAUCGCGAUAGGAGCCGUUCUCGAUCUCGUGAUCGCGAGCGGCACAAGGAGCGCGACCGGGAGAAGGGUCGAGACCGAGAUCGGGACCGAGAGCGUGACCGGGAUAAAGAUCGAGACCGUGACCGCGAUAGAGACCGCGGGCGGGACCGGGACAGGGACCGCCACCGCUCUAAGAGAGACAAGGAGGACCGAGGCCGUAGCCGUGACAGGCACAAGGAAAAACGCCGAAGUCGGAGUCGGAGUCAUAGUCGUGGACGGAAGUCCAAAGAUAGGGAUGGAACCAUAGCCCUCCUGGACCAGAUGGUGGGCACCACAACAAAGGCUACAGCACGGGCAGUGGCCGGCAAUGGUGUGGCCAACCCUGCAGCGCAUGCUGCCAUCCUUGCUGCGGCAGCUGUUGCCCAGACAUUCGUGGCGCAGCGCCGCAUGGCGGCCCCGGUGCAGCCGGCGGCGGCCGCAGCGGCGGCUCUAUCCGCCGCCACCGCCAUCCCGCCGCCGACCUCCGUGCAGCAGAAGCUCGAGCAGCUGCAGGCGCGCUCCGAGGGCAGAUACAGGGACAAGUCCCAACCCCCACAGGACUACCACCCUGAUGAUGACACAGACGACGGCCAGGGUCCGCCGGGCGAGACGGCGGCGGAGCGGCGCGCGCGGCGGCGGCGCACGCGCUGGACGGGCGGCGCGCACGACAAGACCUUCAUCCCCGGCCUGCCCACCGCGCUGCCCUCCACGCUCACCCCGCAGCAGGAGGAGCAGUAUCUACUGCAGCUGCAGAUCGAGGAGGUGUCGCGGAAGCUGCGCUCGGGCGACCUGGGCAUCCCGGCCAACAUCGACGAGAGGUCGCCAUCCCCCGAGCCGAUCUACUCGACGGACGGCAAGCGGCUGAACACCCGCGAGUACCGCACCAGGCGGAAGCUGGAGGAGGAGCGCCACCGGCUCGUCACCAGGAUGCAGACCAUCAACCCGGACUUCAAGCCCCCUCCGGACUACAAGCCACCAAUAAUCCGCGUGCACGACAAAGUGAUGAUCCCUCAAGAGGAGCACCCCGACAUCAACUUCGUGGGGCUCCUGAUCGGGCCCCGAGGCAACACGCUCAAGGCCAUGGAGAAAGAGACGGGCGCCAAGAUCAUCAUCAGGGGCAAGGGAUCGGUCAAGGAGGGCAAGGUCGGUCGCAAGGAUGGGCAGCCACUGCCGGGCGAGGACGAGCCUCUUCACGCGUACAUCACGGCUGCCAGCGCCGAGUGCGUCAAGAAGGCUCUUGAUAAAAUCAAGGAGGUUAUUCGACAAGGCGUUGAGGUUCCAGAAGGUCAGAACGACCUGCGGCGCAUGCAGCUGCGCGAGCUCGCGCAACUCAACGGCACGCUGCGCGAGUCCGACGCGCCGCGCUGCGCCAACUGCUCCGCGCUCGACCACAAGACCUGGCUGUGUCCGGACAAGCCCAACGUGACGUCGGCGGUGGUGUGCUCCGCCUGCGGAGGCGCCGGCCAUAUCGCGAGGGACUGUCGAGCCAGGCGGCCCGGACAUACACCAACCUCCAUGCCUAACAAGGCUAAGAUCGACGAAGAGUACAUGUCUCUGAUGGCGGAGUUGGGCGAGGCGCCGCCGCCCGGCAGCAACCACAGCGGGGGCGGGGGAGGCGGAGGGGGAGGGGGAGGAGGGGGAGGAGGCAACAACGCUCGACGGUUCGGCGGCGGCCUGUUCCAGCAGGCGCCGCCCCAGCGCGCGCUAUGCGCUCCGCCGCCACAAGGCAACAUCCCGCCGUCGCUGCCGCCGCCGCCGACCGCGUACCCGCCGCCGCCGCCGCCGCCGCCGCACGCCGCGCCGUGGCUCGGCGUGGCCAGCAACCAGCCGCCGCCGCCGGGCCUGCCGCCCGCCUUCCCGCCGCCGCCGCCGCCGCAGCACCACCAGGGUGACAAGAUGGGUCCUGGCCCCAUGCAACACAUGGCGCCGCCGCCGCCACCACCUGGUAUGAUGGGCAUCCCCCCGCCGGGCAUGGUUGGGCCGCCGCCGGGCUCGGGGGGGUGGCGCGGCGGGGUGGGGGUGGGGGUGGGGGGGUACAACCCGCCGCCGUGGGGCGCGCCGCCGCCGCCCUUCCUCGCGCCGCCGCCGCCGCCGCCUCCCGCCAACCACGAUUAAUGUCGUCACAUCACUACGUAUAGACCACGGUGUUGUCGACUUGCCAACUUACCUACAUGCUAAAAUUCGGUGGUUGCAUUAAACCGUCUGUCUCCGUUAAAACGAUUGCUAAAUUUUACUAUAUAAAAGUUCACAGCUAAGGCUAAGUGACGUUGUUCAAGUGACGUUGGUCGGUUGUAAGUUGUGCAAUUGGCCCUAAAUCUAGCAACUAUUGAAGACGCGUCUUCAAUUUCCAACUUGGAAAUAAAUGACAUGCUCUGCGAGUAUAUUACUCGCCAUUUGAUGUAUCGGGAAGCCUAUCUACUCACAAAUAUCUGAACACGGCUCUAUUGUUAGAGCCUUUAAGUAUCCUCUGCCUUGGUUAGCAACUGUAAAAUAAUUCAGUCCCUACACCCCAUCUAAAAUACACAUAUAUGCACACUUUUAUCACAUAUAACGGUAUUUCAAAUCCCAAACUUAACAAGGAAUUCUAAAUUAAAAUCUAAACGUAACGAAGUAUUCAAACUCCUUAAACGCAAUAAAGAAAUUGCUAUAAAUGCAAUGUAAACCACAUAUGUAAUAUAAAGUUGAAGCAAUACGGCCCGUCCAGUGUAGUACGCCGCUAGACCCACCUUUAGGGAUAUAAGUCUUUAAGUUCACUCGCAUAGUGACUUUUCGAUAGGAAUUAUGUUUAUUAACAUAUUGAACCUAGAUUUUAUGUUUUAAUAUUAUAAUUUAUCCAUAUAUUGCAACUUAAAAAAAAACUAUUGGUGGUUUUAUAAUUUGACCAGCGAGCGAAUUAUGGUCCUGAUUACAGUGAAUGCUUGAUAAUAAGUUUUUCUUUCAAUCGCGCAGUAUAAAAAAUAACUUCACUCGUCAUGAGUAAAUAAAUAGAUACAGACUGAAAAAAAACAUAUUUCACCACACCAGCGGCUUACUUUGCACUUCAAAAACUCAUAGCAAUUGCUAUCAGUAAUUCACAUGUGAGGCAAAGUAAUCAAAUGCAAAUUUUGAGUUGUUUUCUUAUAUGUUUGCUGGUAGAAUUGACUUUUAAAUGAUGAUUUUGGAUGAUAAAUAUUUAAUACGUUUAAUAACAUUCAUUUGGAUUUGAUUUGGUUUGAUUUUAUUUGGUAUUUUACAAUGGGGUUGGCAACUGUCAAAGGUUUGCAUAGGUGGCGCCAUCAUAGCUUGCCCCUUUUUCUAUGAGAUUUGGCUUAAAGGGCUGGCAUCCAGUGUAUUAAAAAAACAAAAAUUUUACACAAUUAUAGGGAUUGACAGGGCAAGCUAUGAUGGCGCCAUCUGCUAAAAACUUCCACCGGCCAACCCCAUUAAUAUUUGCUUCGGGUUGGUGUGGUGAAAAAUUUUGUGUUUCACUUGGGGGCAAAUUUUGUUUAACCCUCGUGCUUUGAAACCUCGCAACGCUCAAGUUUCCAUUUUUCGAACCAUUUGCUACGCUCGUGGUUAAAUUUUGGAAUCUUUCGCUUGCUCGGGUAUCAAUAUUAGCACGAGCGGUUAAACAAAAACUUUGCCCCCUUGUAAAACAAAUAACUAUUGUUGGGUGAUGUCGCCUUGUUUGACUCUCGGGAUGCCAAGAAGGCCUAUGUAGCCGUGCCCUCAGCGUUGCUCAAAUGUUCAUGACGUGUGGCGUUCAGAGGGUUAAGAAUGUUAGGUGAACUCGAGUAAUCAUUUUGCCGAUGUACUUGCUAAAAUGAGAUGAGAAAACUAUUGAAGAGUCCGUCUAAGACAGUCUAAGUUAAUUGCUUGAAAGUGACAAAGUGUGGAAAUGCCUCUAUAAAUGUAGUGGCACUCCGUUGUCACUGCAGUAUUUGUGCAGUUAGCUUGGUACGCCUCUGUGUAGAAUCUAAUCGAUACAUUGCCGGAUAAGUGGCACUAUGAUUCGAAGAUUUAGUAAUAAUGUAUUUACCCAUUGAUUUGACACGUUCUAUCACAACUAUGAAAUGGUAUGACAAAUAAGUAUGUAUAAAAUUGGUAUAUUAAUAAAUAGAUAUGAUAAAUAAA
Messenger RNA from Cydia splendana, 4334 nucleotides. It is a transcript of the gene SF1, whose product is annotated as splicing factor 1. Gene Ontology annotation, cellular component: nucleus. Gene Ontology annotation, biological process: regulation of mRNA splicing, via spliceosome. The transcript is spliced from 16 exons. Bases 192 to 2336 code for a protein of 714 amino acids. The record is from RefSeq and is a predicted model, not a curated record. Gene Ontology annotation, molecular function: zinc ion binding; mRNA binding. Lineage: Eukaryota; Metazoa; Arthropoda; Insecta; Lepidoptera; Tortricidae.